This is a messenger RNA of Macroventuria anomochaeta, 3576 nucleotides long. Its product is annotated as PAB-dependent poly(A)-specific ribonuclease subunit PAN2. Bases 87 to 3485 code for a protein of 1132 amino acids. The record is from RefSeq and is a predicted model, not a curated record. Gene Ontology annotation, molecular function: protein binding; poly(A)-specific ribonuclease activity; nucleic acid binding. Lineage: Eukaryota; Fungi; Ascomycota; Dothideomycetes; Pleosporales; Didymellaceae. Gene Ontology annotation, cellular component: PAN complex; P-body. The transcript has 7 exons. Gene Ontology annotation, biological process: mRNA processing; nuclear-transcribed mRNA poly(A) tail shortening.
ACUCGCUUCCUGGGGAACGAUGAGAAUGUCUGAAGCAUGUGGAAGACGCGUCACAGGCACAUAACAUCGGCGAACGUGCUGUCAGUAUGGAGGCGGACUGGGACGAGCUUGCAUUCGUGCAGCUGCCUCCUCCAGGACCGCACCACCCUCCCACGCCCGUAGCGACCUUUGCCUUUGACACGUCCCAAGAAUUGCUGUGGACCGGCAACAGCCUCGGGCGCAUCACCUCCUUCUACGGCGCAACCCUCGAGCGGUACACCUCCUACCGCGGUCAUGCCGCCGCCGAAGGUCCAAUUAAGCAGUUCCUCUUCACGGAGAAAGGCAUCCUAUCGAUCUCGAAGCAGAGCGUUCACUACGCCCACCGUCGCGGUAUAACGCAAUGGCAUCUUACGAGCAACGAGUUCAAGGACCUCAGCUGUAUGAACUUCACUUCCAAGGGCACACGAGAGAUCCUUGUCGCAGGAUGCCAGGAUCGAAUGUUCAAGGUGGACGUGGAGAAGGGUACCAUCACCGAGACUCUUCCAGCCGAAGCUCAGUACACCAUCAUGAAACGUGCAGGCCAAUACAUAUGCGCAGCCACUAAGACCGGCGGCAUCCAUAUCCUUGACUCGAACUCGCUCUCCAACAUCAAAGCCUUCGACGGACACACUGGUAGUAUCAGUGAUAUGGAUGCGAAAGGAGAUUUCCUGGCGACAUGUGGCUGGUCGCCUCGGCAGCAGAACGCCUACAUGCUCGAUCCGUUCACACAUGUCUUUUCUUUGAAGACAUUGAAGCAACUGCCGCCAAUUCCUUUCCACACUGGUGCAGCUUUCGUUCGAAUGCAUCCUCGCAUGUCGACCACUGCCAUCAUUGCUUCACACAACGGACAAAUGCAGGUCAUUGACCUGAUGAACCCAGAAGCUGCCAAUCUGCGACAGAUCAAUUUAUACGACUCGUAUCUUCAUGGCCUCGAAAUGGCGCCUUCCGGUGAAGCUUUCGCGUUGUCUGACAGCAAUGGGCAAGUCCACUUGUGGGGUUCCCCUUCGAAGGUGCACUUCCCGGAGUAUAGCAAUCCCACCGAAUUCGCUGAUCACCCUAUACCACCACCUACUAUGGACUGGUCACCAGACACACCCUUGAACACUGUCGGCAUGCCAUACUACAAAGAGAACCUCCUUUCCAGCUGGCCGAGCCACAUAGUGUUCGAAGUGGGUGCGCCGCCGCCGAAGAUCGAUGCCUCCAUCUUGAGCAGUAUGACGCGAACCGAGAUGGGCUUCUUCGCAAAGAACCCUCGUACGAAGCGGAGAAACCAAGCGGAAUCUAGGCGGCAGUCAGACCGUGUUACAGAAUCAUUGUCAGCACCCAAGUUCUUGAGCGAGCAGUCUCGUGCAGUGCAAUCGUACAGCAGCGAUACCGAUGGCAAGACAACUGAGACAAUGGAGUCAUUGACAGAUCUGCAUCUGGAAGACGUCACACGGAAAGAAGUGCCGUCGAUGUACGGCAACGUGGAGAUCAAGUACAGCAAAUUUGGCGUUGACGAUUUCGACUUUGCUUACUACAAUCAAACCCCCUACUCCGGGCUAGAGACACACAUCGCCAACUCGUACGCCAAUUCUCUCCUGCAAUUGCUCCGCUUUACACCUCUCAUUCGGAACAUCGCACUUCAACACACAGCAUCGGCAUGUCUGUUCGAAUCAUGUCUUCUAUGCGAGCUGGGGUUUCUGAUCGAUAUGCUCGAGAAGGCUGCAGGACUGAAUUGCCAAGCCUCAAACUUCCUGAAGACGUUCAGCAGCUUAUCAAACGCAGUCUCACUCAAUUUGUUGGAGGAGUUUGCUCCUAACGUUGCUCUCACGAGCAUGGUGCAGAAUCUCAAUCGAUUCUUAUUGGACAAGAUAUCAGACGAAGUGCGUCAGAUGUUACCACUCAACUCAGGACCUUCACCAAUGGAUCGCAUUCUGGAGACACAAGCCAGAGCAAGCAUGAGAUGUGCGCAAUGCGCAAACGAAACUGCACGUGGUGGAAAGAACUUCGUGAACGAGCUCGUGUACCCUGCGAAACACGUAAUGAAGAACACAAGGAUACCGCGCCCAACUUUCUCCCAGAUCCUGAAAGCUAGUGUUGAACGUCAAGAUCAGACGCGAGGGUGGUGCACCAAGUGCAACAGAUAUCAACAAAUGGUGCAGAGGAAAACCAUUCAGACCAUUCCUGGCGUUUUGAUGCUCAAUGCAGCAAUUCAGAGUCAUGAAGCCAAGCUGUUGUGGUCGAUACCGCACUGGCUACCUCAGGAGAUCGGUAUCAUAGUUGAUCAAGGCCAAUUCUACUGCUUCGAAGGCCAGGAUCUGAAGUUACACCUGCAACGAGGUGUAUUCGACAUCAUGGUCUUCGAGUUGAUCGGCGUUGUCGCCGACAUCAACAGUGGAGAGCAUCAGAAGCCCCACCUAGUUGCUACCAUCAACACUGCCCCAUCAUCUCGCGAAGCAACAACAGAAGACAAGUGGCACCUGUUCAACGAUUUCUUAGUCAGGCCAAUACCCAAGGAAGAAGCACUUCGCUUCGAACCAGGCUGGAAGCUGCCUUCCGUGCUGACUUACCAGCUAAAGGCGGCCAGGAACAAGAUCGACGACUCGUGGAAAGAUAACCUCGAUGCCUCGAUUCUGUACAGAUGGUGGUCAUCAAACCCCACGCCUCCAGACUCCAAGUUCAAGCUUCUCGAGGCGCAGGCCGAAGCACCAAAACCUGGCUACCCCGUCGCCAUCGACGCAGAGUUCAUCCGCCUUCAGGCUGAAGAGAUUGAGAUGAAAGCAGAUGGAACUCGGCAAACCAUCCGCCCCGACCGCAAAGGUUUAGCUCGUGUUUCAGUCUGCCGCGGUUCAGGCGAACACGCCGGCCUACCCUUCAUUGACGACUAUAUUGCAGUCAGCGAACCCGUCGUCGAUCACUUGACCGCCUGGUCCGGCAUCUCUCCCGGCGAUCUCAACCGCGAGACCUCACCCCACGCACUCGUUAGCCUCAAACACGCAUACAAGAAACUCUGGCUCCUGCUCAACCUAGGCUGCGUCUUCGUCGGCCACAGCCUAGCCAACGACUUCCGCACAAUCAACAUCCACGUCCCCAAGAACCAAGUCGUCGACACAUCGAAUCUCUUCUUCCUCCCGGAGUACAAGCGCAAACUCAACCUCAAGUUCCUCGCCUGGUGUGUGCUGAAAGAGAGCAUCCAGCAAGACACACACGACUCCAUUGAAGACGCCACCACCGCACUCAAACUAUGGCGCAAAUACGAGGAGUUUGUAGAUGCGGGCGUGCUGGAGCAGAUGCUCAAUGAUAUAUAUGCGACGGGAAGUCAGUAUAGGUUCAAGGCUCCUGGCAGUGGUGGAGCGAAUGUGGGGCAGGGCGCGAUGGGGAUGGUCAGUCAGGCGGGCACGGGGAGGAAUACGCCCGAGCCGAUGACGACGCCGAAGAAGGGGGGGAUGUUUGGGACUAUUGGGUUCAGGAGUCCUAUGAGGUAGCGGAGUGGCACGCGAAAUAAGAACUGUUGGAUAAAAGGCGUGGUGGACUUUGUUUUCCUUUUAUCGAAGUUUCCUUUUAUCGAAGAUUAGC